GGGGGAGAGAGAGUGAGACAGAGAGACUCAGAAACAUAAGCUGAUAGCGCAGAUUAAAAUGCUUUAGAGGGAGAGGGAGCGCGACAAAGACGAAGCCCUAAAUUCUCUCUCUCUCUCUCUGUGGAAAAUCUCUCUCCCGGAAGAAGAAUUAGCAGUGUUUCCAUUUCCAGCAUCGAAAUCAAAAUGGUUUGUUAUCGUCUUCCCCGCCUCAUUUCACCCUAGCCAUCUUCCCGCUUCAUAACAAGCUGGGGAGAGGGCAUAGGGACAAAAUUCAGCAGUUCAUGACAAUAACUGGAUCGAGCGAAAAGGUUGCCCUUCAGGCCUUGAAAGCUAGUGAUUGGCAUCUUGAAGGAGCGUUUGAUGCAUUCUACAGCCAGCCCCAGGUUAAAUCAUAUGCUGAUACUAGACGUUUGGAGGAACUUUACAACAGAUAUAAAGAUCCAUAUGCUGACAUCAUUUUGGCUGAUGGUAUCACGCUCCUUUGCAAUGACCUUCAGGUUGAUCCGCAGGAUAUUGUUAUGUUAGUGCUUUCUUGGCACAUGAAGGCUGCCACCAUGUGUGAAUUUUCCAAGCAGGAGUUCAUUGGUGGUUUACAAGCUCUUGGGAUAGAUUCACUGGAGAAGUUCCGGGACAGGAUCCAAUUUAUGCAUUCUGAACUGAAAGAUGAGCAAAAGUUCCGUGAGAUCUAUAACUUCGCUUUUGGCUGGGCAAAGGAGAAGGGCCAGAAGUCUUUAGCAUUGGAUACUGCAAUAGGGAUGUGGCAGUUACUUUUUGCCGAAAAACAGUGGCCAUUGGUUGAUCACUGGUGCCAGUUCUUGCAGGCCCGGCAUAAUAAGGCAAUCUCUAGGGAUACCUGGUCUCAGCUACUGGAAUUUGCAAGGACGGUGGAUCCAACGCUUUCAAACUACGAUGCAGAAGGUGCUUGGCCGUAUCUGAUCGAUGAAUUUGUUGAAUACCUGAAUGAGAACGGCAUCAUUCAAAAAGGUCAAAUAAAUGAAUGGUCCCAGAAACGCUGAUGGACUGCUGGGCUGUGGUUGUUUGCUGUGGGGGUGCCUAUUUUAUCUAUGAUUUGAGUUUCUGUUGCCCAUUAAUUGAACCCUCUCUUUACCUAAAGAAAAAGUGGAACACAAAAAUACAAAAGAUGGACAAAUGUUGAAUUUGGGAGUUGUAGUUCACCUCCAACUUGGGCUCUUGUUGUCGUACUCUUUGCAGUGAUGGGAUUGGAUUGAUUGUUGAUAUGGUUGGUUGGUAUAUGAAAUGAAUUUUCUGAUGAAAUAAAUUGUCACCCUUUUUGUAUGAUUGG
Molecule: messenger RNA, 1303 nt
Organism: Diospyros lotus (date-plum)
Lineage: Eukaryota; Viridiplantae; Streptophyta; Magnoliopsida; Ericales; Ebenaceae
Exons: 11
Coding region: 282-1016 (244 amino acids)
Biological process (GO): positive regulation of ubiquitin-protein transferase activity; protein neddylation
Cellular component (GO): ubiquitin ligase complex
Molecular function (GO): ubiquitin conjugating enzyme binding; ubiquitin-like protein binding; cullin family protein binding
Source: RefSeq, a predicted model, not a curated record